AUCUCGUCAAACCACUACGCUCAGAGGGCUGGCGGGAUUCACGAUGCAUUUCCAUGCUCCUUUCGUUGCAAGGAGCUAUGGCACAUGUUCGCGCAUGGUCGUUGUGUUCUUUGCUAGGGUUUGCUCGGAUAACGCAAUAACGAAUACCCUGUCGCAUUGUGGUUCAAAGGGCAGUUCGAGCGCACGUUCAAGUUUAUUGAUAUCCAACUGCCCAAGUGAAAGGAGAACCAGUAUCUCCAGAUCGACAGAUGGGCAACCUUCUAUCUGCAUGCAGGGAAAAACUCGUCACGUGCUUCGGCGGAAACAAGAAUCCGGCAGAGACAACGGUGGUUUUGCCAGACGUGAAGCAUGUGGCGGUCAUCGGCGGGGGACUGGCUGGCUUGAUAUGUGCGUACUAUUGCGCCAAGAAGGGGCAGCACGUAGAGAUCUUCGAGCGGAGGGAUACCGUUGGGGCAGGCACGGCAUACGGCCCUGCAGGAGUCACGAUGUGGAAACCUGUCAGGCGAGGCCUCAAGUUUCUCGGCACCGUGGACCCUCUCGCGGGGGGGCUCGGUGGCCUGCAGGACUAUGUCGAGGGAACUGCCUGGCAAGCCCUGGACCCAGAUCCUCGACGGCCCGCGCUCAUGCUUGAAGCUCGAAAGGCUCAUGCUGAGUUCCUGAAGGAAAAUCCGGACGCGAAGCCUAUCAUGCAUGACGAAGGCCUGAUGUACGUCUUGGACGAGGAGCUUUUCAAAGAGAAUCAGAAGCUGUUCAAAGACGACCCCUCGAUGAUCUUUUUUACGAAGGCCGAGUUUGAAAAAAGCGAAUGGUUCUGUCCUCUUUACGAGGGGUGCAACUACUACGGGAUCUUGUUGUCCAAGGAGGAAGGCGCGAUCGAUCCUCACCGUUUCGUGCAGUUUUUAGCAAAGAAGGUAGAGUCCAUGGGAGGCAAGAUCUAUGUGAACACCACCGUCUCUCGCUUGGAUGAGAUUGACACAUUGGGCAAGGUUGUCGUGCAUCCGUCAGUCUCCACUACGAAAUUUGAUGCUGCCAUCGUGUCGGUAGGGGCCGCGAGACACCCUGGCGAUUUGCUGGAGGCCAGCGGCAUUGAGGAUCCCGUGGACGAGAUAUACGGAGUGAAAGGCUAUACGGUCACAGGACGAAUGCCCCCAGGCUUCUUGAAGAUGGGAUUCGUCGAUGCCGUGGACACAAAGUUCAUCAGGCCCUGGACUGACAAGGAUGGGAACUUCUGCAUUCGAGCUGGCAGCAUCGCGGAUCCGUUCGAUCCAGCUGAUCCUCUCGCCAUCAAUUGGGAUCGUCUUGACGAGUUCAAAAACAAUCAGUUCAUGAAGAAGGUUUUCGAUUCUGUCGGUGACACGCGCGGAGUGGAUGCAGACACAGUCCAUGACGCCGUCGUCGAGAAGGGGAAGCUGGAGGUCUGGACUGGUAUCCGGCCAGUGAACAAGCAUGGGCGCGUUCCGAUAUUCCGCUGGGCGAAUGGGACGAAGCGAGUCCUCGUCGUCUCCGGUUUUGGGUCCAAUGGCUACGUCAUGUGCUGGCACACGGGCCCAAGGGUCGCGAGGCUGAUGGGCUGAGACGCGAUCCUGGAACACUUCCAUCGUCAAGACACCCAGACGAAGUGAAGCCUCGUUGGCGUCUUGGUGGGCGUCUUGAGGCCUCGUCCUGAGCGCCUGCUGGCCGUUUCUUGGACGCCGUCGCGCACACGGGAUGCCUUCAGGUGUCCAGGAGCGUGGGAGGAGUGGCCGCCGCACAGUCGCUGCUCCGCGCAUGGGGCUCACUUCUCCUGAGCUUCCUCGGGCGGGAGAACUGAAAUACGCUGCGCGUCGCUCGUAAAGCGAGACGCUCCCAGAGUGACGUCGCGGACUGUCGAUCUACCCUUUAAUCUUGGGAUUCCGAUGGUAUCCUGAUUGUAUCCGUGUUUGUUGGAUGCUCUUGUGCAUGCAGGGGGAGGGUACCCUCGAAUGUUAUUCGGUUUGGCCCGCGCUGGGUCUCGUGUUCUGUUGGAAUGUUAUCCUGUCCUGAGUCCGUCCGUACAGGGAUGGUGGGAUUCCAACGCGCGUGGCCGAUCUGCGGGGCAGUGCACAUUGAGGUUCUGCGGGGUAGAGGUGACAGUGCCGUCUUGGACUUCGGCUUCACGGCGUCCAGUGCAUAAGCCGUCUUGGUAUCGCCUUGUUGUUGCAGGUGUUGAUUGUAUGGCAGUCACUGCCGCGAGUGGCAGGCUACGGGCCACACAACAUCCGAAGUAUUUUCCCUGACGCGAUCGCCCAGUGUGUGCGCCAAUUUGGCAACAACGUCAGUCCGUGAACCCCAAACAGUUGAUUCGCGAA
Molecule: messenger RNA, 2327 nt
Organism: Prorocentrum cordatum
Lineage: Eukaryota; Dinophyceae; Prorocentrales; Prorocentraceae
Source: the annotation of a GenBank genome assembly